Messenger RNA from Phragmites australis (common reed), 711 nucleotides. RefSeq lists its product as uncharacterized. The transcript has 3 exons. Bases 1 to 711 code for a protein of 236 amino acids. The record is from RefSeq and is a predicted model, not a curated record. Lineage: Eukaryota; Viridiplantae; Streptophyta; Magnoliopsida; Poales; Poaceae.
AUGAGGCUAUCACAUUUGGAGCCUGUUAGCAUGCAGUCAUGCGGUGACCACGUCCCGUGGUUCUCCUCGUUUGUAGCUUAUGCACCAUCUCCCGAUCCUAAACUUCUGCUGCGCCAGCUCCUCGGCGAACUUGGGCACAACCACAGCAAGGCGACAGUGGUGUUCUGCGACAAUGUGUCCGCCUGUUACAUGAGUAACAAUCCUGUCCAUCACAAACGCACCAAGCACAUCGAGCUAGAUGUUCACUUCGUUCGGGAGAAGGUGGCCAUCGGCGAGUGCCGGGUUCUGCAAGUUCCUACGACACAGCAGUUCGCCGACGUGAUGACCAAAGGAUUGCCCACAGCAAGCUUCAACGGAUUUCGAUCCAGUCUGUGCGUCUCCGGCGACUCCGACCGCGUGGUUGCAAUCAUUCUCAUGCUUCCAUGGUAUCAGCCAUCUCCCGAUCCUAAACUUCUGCUGCGCCAGCUCCUCGGCGAACUUGGGCACAACCACAGCAAGGCGACAGUGGUGUUCUGCGACAAUGUGUCCGCCUGUUACAUGAGUAACAAUCCUGUCCAUCACAAACGCACCAAGCACAUCGAGCUAGAUGUUCACUUCGUUCGGGAGAAGGUGGCCAUCGGCGAGUGCCGGGUUCUACAAGUUCCUACGACACAGCAGUUCGCCGACGUGAUGACCAAAGGAUUGCCCACAGCAAGCUUCAACGAAUUUUGA